Molecule: messenger RNA, 1056 nt
Organism: Dermacentor andersoni
Lineage: Eukaryota; Metazoa; Arthropoda; Arachnida; Ixodida; Ixodidae
Gene: Spec2
Product: CDC42 small effector protein Spec2
Biological process (GO): regulation of Rho protein signal transduction
Cellular component (GO): plasma membrane
Molecular function (GO): small GTPase binding
Source: RefSeq, a predicted model, not a curated record
CGAUCGCUUCGCGCGCACUGGUCCCGUGUUGUGCAGAGCAGCUGCUGGCACCAUGUCGCUGGAGGAGGACGGCAAGGAACUGCGCUCCUCGCCGGACGUGGCAGCAGCAGUGGAGCCAGCAGUGGAGCUGGCAGUGGAGUCUGCAGAGGCAGCGCCGCAGCGCAGAAGAAGCGGCAGCAAACGUGGGGCCUGCGAGGAGCUGCCCUGCAGCAGAAUGGGAGACAUCUGGGUCCAGUGCUUCGCAUGCUGCGUGACUGAGCAGCCCGCCCCAAAGCGGCGGAGGCGAAUCGACCGCUCCAUGAUCGGCAACCCGACAAACUUCCAGCACACAGCUCAUGUUGGCUCUGGGGAUAUGAAUGUUCAUCUCAAUGCGCUCCAGAACCAGAUGGCCUCCAAGGGUGGCUACGAAUAUGCGCUUCCAGUGAAUGUGUCUAUCCCUGUGGUGGACGUUCAGCAGUGACCACGUGUGGGGGCCAUACCUCAGCCCCGGACGUACGUGCGUGUUGCCCUGGUGGUGUGGUGAUGGCGGACUCACCAGAUGGCGGCCACUUGUGAUGAUGCCAGAUGGACCAAAGGCUUUGCUCCUCUCCUUGAUCCACCCCCUGCCCCUCAAUCUUUUUUUACCUCUCGCAACCUGUACCAGUGUGGGUGGCACUGAGCAAUCGCUGAUUGGGCUGUGCAUGUUAUUUAUCAGGAGCACUGGUGUUGGGACUGUUUGGUUUGAUGCCUGCAGAUGACAUCCCAGCCACACCAAGCUGGAGCAGAAAGUGCACCCUCCUUCCUUAAGCGAUGACAGAAGCAAAAUUGUUUACCACAAGGAGACUCAACAACAAGCCCAUGCACAGAAGCCGUUUUCCUAGCCUUUCUUUUUACUGCAGCACCUUUUAGGACACUUUUGUCACACACAGGUUGUUUAGAUGAGCACAUUGUGUAUAUAGAAGCAGGUCAUGUUGCAGGAGUCCUUUUUCCCCCCUCCCACCUCCCUUUGUAGUGUGUGCGUGUCAUGGAUGUAGCCAGAGCCAGGUGUGGCUGCAGUAUGUGUGUGUGUUUUCUUUU